This is a messenger RNA of Cucurbitaria berberidis CBS 394.84, 1470 nucleotides long. Its product is annotated as protein prenylyltransferase. Gene Ontology annotation, cellular component: Rab-protein geranylgeranyltransferase complex; cytoplasm. Gene Ontology annotation, molecular function: Rab geranylgeranyltransferase activity. The record is from RefSeq and is a predicted model, not a curated record. The transcript is spliced from 4 exons. Gene Ontology annotation, biological process: protein geranylgeranylation. Lineage: Eukaryota; Fungi; Ascomycota; Dothideomycetes; Pleosporales; Cucurbitariaceae. Bases 20 to 1102 code for a protein of 360 amino acids.
AACUUAUACAGGUCAACCAAUGGCAAGCCAUGGUAUAUCGCGCGGCUCGGGGCCCCUCGUACGCUCGGAGGAGGCGCGACAGAAGGAGCUCCAGCAAAUCGACGAGUACAAGAACUUGGCAGAUUUGGUGAACACCAAGAUCGCGGAAAAGCACUACACUAUCGAGGUCCUUGGACUGGUCACGAAGCUUCUGAACGAGAACCCCGAGUACUACACAAUAUGGAACCACCGAAGACGUGUAUUAGCAUCCCUGGUUUCAGCAGAGACUUUGGAGCAAACGCCCGACGAGCUCCUACAGGGCGAUUUGCAGCUCACCUUUGCGCUAUUGCGCAAGUUCCCCAAGUGCUACUGGAUAUGGAACCACAGAAACUGGCUACUUCGCGAAGGAGAGGCUUUGAUGGGUGCUGAGGCGGCACAUAAGCUGUGGUCAGGCGAGCUACAGUUGAUAAACAAGAUGCUUCAUGCGGACAGUCGGAACUUCCACGCGUGGGGUUACCGGCGAUUCGUGGUCUCGCAGCUCGAGCGCUUCACACCCACGGUCGCUGAAUCUGCAGCCCACGGCACAUCCAAGGGACUCGCAGAAUCCGAAUUUGAAUACACAACCAGGAUGAUCAAGACCAACCUCUCCAACUUCUCCGCCUGGCACAACCGAAGCCAGCUUAUUCCCCAGAUCCUCCGUGAGCGCAACGCAGACCCGAAAGAGCGCCGCUCUUUCCUCGACUCCGAGCUAUCCCUCAUUUGUGAAGCCAUAAACACCGACCCCUUCGACCAAUCCAUCUGGUUCUAUCACCAAUAUCUGCUCUCCAUUUUAUCUGCAUCAUGUCCAACACACCAACUCAUAGUUCAAGAUCUGACCAACGGCGAGCGGCAGAAAUACUACGAACAUGAGAUGGAGUAUAUUAGGGAGAUAUUGGAGGACGAGGCGGACUGCAAGUGGAUAUACGAGGCGCUGCUCGGGCUUGCGGAGGCAUCUCUGGAAGUCGAUGCAGGGACCGGCUCGUUUACGACGAAAGAUAUGAGGGCAUGGUUGAAUGAGUUGAAGCGUCUGGAUCCUUUGCGACGCGGGAGGUGGGAUGAUCUAGAGAGGAGGCUGAGUCUUUGAUAGCAAACAAGUCAUGCAACACCAUCAUGGCUUUCCUUUCACUUCUUCAAUGUUGUUCUUCGCCGGCGCAGGUCCAAUUUUCGCAUCCUUGUUCCAAGCCCAAAGUCCAAGUCGUGACGACCAUGAGGAUGCAGAUGUGUCCGAUGCUCUAACGUCCUCUUUUCUUGCGGCUAGCUGUUCGGGCGCGGGUGCGGGCACGGCGCUCGAAGCCAUAGGUGAAGGACCGGCACUGUUUAACGAAGAUACAGUAAUGGCUUCUUUAGGAGAAGUAGCGGCAAUUUCCUGUUUGUAUUCUUCUUCCAACUUCUUCCUCCUUUGUUCCUUGAACUCCCCAUCAAAAGUAGCAACACCAAUGGAAACCCCCGCAA